AUGGGUGGCAAGCCCUAUGCCCAGGUACCAGCUAGCUUCAGGUGGCGGCUCAAAUAACUGAGGGGACAGGCCACUUCUACGUGGCUCCCCUCAGAUCCUGAGGGGAUGCCUAGCCCGAUUGUAGGGACAUGGCACGCCAACGGUUUCUAUGGCAACUACAGAAGCAGAUGCAGGAGCGACUUCACCCAGGAGUAUCGCAAAGCAGCCCAGCCACAACCUCCUGAACUCUUCCUGAAGAGAAUGAAGGAAACUCCUUCAAAGCACAUAUUCUCUAAACACGACAACAGGCACGCCUUCCCAGGAUCAGCUACAUAUUUUGAGAACGGCUUAGGAAGGAGGAGAAUAGAUGGAAGCCUUCCCGACACCAAGAACAUAAUUGACUGGGUUCCCUUGAAGGAGGAGUUAAGACGUGAGAGACCCCUCAUCUCAAGCUACCAGUAUGACUUCCACUCUAGAGAAAAGAUCCCCCAGGUGUUAGUUCAUCACUCCCACAGGCAAGGGCAGCCCCUCCAACGCACACCCAGCACCACCUACCAGCACAUGUACCGGAGCUACUGUUUGUAUGAACCCACCCUCAGGACAUUCAAGCGUGAGGUGUCUAAAGAUCCCAUCAAGCCUGCCUCCAGUGAGCCCACCAAGCCUACCUCCAGUGAGCCCACCAAGCCUGCCUCCAGUGAGCCCACCGCCCCUGCCUCCAGCGAGCCCGCCACCGUUCCAGGCUCAUGUGAGCCCACUGCAACAGAUACCAGCAAGACCCCAGAGGCCUUUGCUACAGGACCCAUUUAUGUGCGUCCUGCCACCCACAGGCCAACCCGGUGGACUGUCUCAGACUGUUUGCGCUGGCACAACUGUUGAUCACACGUGAAAGUUCCUCAGUUAUCUGCGAGAACAGUUAAAUGCUCCUUUGUACAAGGUUAAAUAUGGGAAAAAUAAAAUAAAAUCUUGCUGGACUGUGACACAA
Messenger RNA from Lacerta agilis (Sand lizard), 961 nucleotides. It is a transcript of the gene CIMIP7, whose product is annotated as chromosome 2 C3orf84 homolog. The record is from RefSeq and is a predicted model, not a curated record. Bases 106 to 855 code for a protein of 249 amino acids. The transcript is spliced from 4 exons. Lineage: Eukaryota; Metazoa; Chordata; Lepidosauria; Squamata; Lacertidae.